AUGUGGUUGCUUGAGAAUCAAAUUCCAUUUUUCAUUCUUGAGGAAAUUUUUAACGUAGAAAAAGUGAGUGACGCUAUCACAUUCAGGCUUCUGAAGCCGAAGCCACGGUUCAUCGAGCCUACAAACGAAUAUUUCAAGAGUUUAGAGGCAGUAAAUGGCAAAUUAGAGAAAUUCAAGGAUGCAACAACUGGGGUAAAAGUUAAACAUUUCACUAAUUUCUUAAGAAUUUGCCAUCUACCAUCCGAAAAGCAAGACUAUGAGAUAACUCACAGGUUAUUUUUUAAUUUCGUAAGAUCCAAAACGAAGAAAAGAAAAGUUGUGAUUGCACUGAGUGUGAUGCAACUCCAUCAUGCAGGAGCCAAGUUCAAGUUGAGCGAAAGCAAUGACUCAUUCGACAUAAAUUUCAAGAAGGGGACUUUGGAAAUGCCACCACUGAUACUACAGCUUGAAACUAAAUCGUUGUUUCGAAAUUUGAUUGCUUUCGAGCAACGUCAUUACCCUGAUAAUUACAUAAACCAUUUUGUUUUAAUCAUUCAUCAUCUCGCCAAGACUCCCAAAGACAUUGAGUUGCUUGUUAAGGAACAAAUUAUUGACAGUUUGCUGCCGGAUCAAGAAAAGUUAUCAACUCUUUUGCAUAACCUUGCAAGUGGGACAACUUUGGAUCCUGAUAAUUUUUAUUUUUCUUAUAUUUGUAAUAAAAUUAGAUAG
Mangifera indica (mango) is the source of this 708-nucleotide messenger RNA. RefSeq lists its product as uncharacterized. NCBI's taxonomy places the organism in Eukaryota, Viridiplantae, Streptophyta, Magnoliopsida, Sapindales, Anacardiaceae. The transcript has a single exon. The coding region runs from base 1 to 708 and encodes 235 amino acids. The record is from RefSeq and is a predicted model, not a curated record.